Gilbertella persicaria is the source of this 687-nucleotide messenger RNA. RefSeq lists its product as uncharacterized. The record is from RefSeq and is a predicted model, not a curated record. NCBI's taxonomy places the organism in Eukaryota, Fungi, Mucoromycota, Mucoromycetes, Mucorales, Choanephoraceae. The transcript is spliced from 4 exons. Bases 1 to 687 code for a protein of 228 amino acids.
AUGAAAAGAAGUGGAAAACAGUCUGAUAAUGGUCGUGGAAUCAAUACUGAUAAAGUCGAAUAUUAUAAAGAAACUGAACAAGAAGUUACUGAAGAUAAUUCAGAUGAAGAUUUCCAACCAAUUAUGUCUAAUCUAACUUUUCAUAUACGUAAAGAAAACACGCCUGCUACUGCUAGCUCAAGCUCCAUAAUAAUCAACCCCAGCUCUUCAGCAGUCAAACCAAGCUCUUCAGCAGUCAAACCAAGCUCUUCAGCAGUCAAACCAAGUUCUUCAGUAGUUGAAUCAAGCUCUUUAGUUGCUGAAUCAAGCUCCUCCAAUUCAAAUGUUGCCAAUUCAAGCUCCCCAGUUUCUGAACAAAUUAAACAAGUGAUCACAAUCAAAACGACUAUUCAAAAUAUUUGGAAUCAGGAUCAUGUACGACCUUUAUACGAUUUAGUCGACAAUGUCAAUAUACUAGUUUUACAUACUUAUAGUUUCUCAAAAUACAUAUUUUUGGAGGAGCUAAAGAAUAGCAUUGACUUCAGCUUGGCAGAUUUUGUAACAAAGGAGUUUUUCGUAGAGGUGUUUCUGGCUCUGAUCAUUCGUCGUAAUGUUCCUGGAAAGGUAAAAGAUAGAACCGCUAUCUAUCGUGAAUUGAUAUCUCGUCACAAAUCAUCGUAUUUUGAAGAUGCUCAAUACUCCGUUUGA